GCUGCUCCUAAGGACGAAACCAACAUGAGUGGGGGAGGGGAGCAGGCCGACAUCCUGCCGGCCAACUACGUGGUCAAGGAUCGCUGGAAGGUGCUGAAAAAGAUUGGAGGUGGGGGCUUUGGUGAGAUCUACGAGGCCAUGGACCUGCUGACCAGAGAGAACGUGGCCCUCAAGGUGGAGUCAGCCCAGCAGCCCAAGCAGGUCCUCAAGAUGGAGGUGGCCGUGCUCAAAAAGCUGCAAGGGAAAGACCACGUGUGCCGGUUCAUUGGCUGCGGCCGGAACGAGAAGUUUAACUACGUGGUGAUGCAGCUCCAGGGCCGGAACCUGGCGGACCUGCGCCGCAGCCAGCCGCGAGGCACCUUCACGCUGAGCACCACGCUGCGGCUGGGCAAGCAGAUCCUGGAGUCCAUCGAGGCCAUCCACUCCGUGGGCUUCCUGCACCGAGACAUCAAGCCGUCGAACUUCGCCAUGGGCCGGCUGCCGUCCACCUACAGGAAGUGCUACAUGCUGGACUUCGGGCUGGCCCGGCAGUACACCAACACCACGGGGGACGUUCGGCCCCCUCGGAACGUGGCCGGGUUUCGGGGGACUGUUCGGUACGCCUCGGUCAACGCCCACAAGAACCGGGAGAUGGGCCGCCACGAUGACCUGUGGUCCCUCUUCUACAUGUUGGUGGAGUUUGCGGUGGGGCAGCUGCCCUGGAGGAAGAUCAAGGACAAGGAGCAGGUAGGGAUGAUCAAGGAGAAGUAUGAGCACCGGAUGCUGCUGAAGCACAUGCCCUCUGAGUUCCACCUGUUCCUGGACCACAUCGCCAGCCUCGACUACUUCACCAAGCCCGAUUACCAGCUGAUCAUGUCGGUGUUUGAGAACAGCAUGAAGGAGAGGGGCAUCGCGGAGAACGAGGCCUUCGACUGGGAGAAGGCUGGCACGGACGCGCUCCUGUCCACGAGCACCUCCACCCCGCCCCAGCAGAACACGCGGCAGACGGCAGCCAUGUUCGGGGUGGUCAACGUGACGCCGGUGCCUGGAGACCUGCUCCGGGAGAACACGGAGGACGUGCUGCAGGGCGAGCACCUGAGCGACCAGGAGAACGCACCCCCAAUCCUGCCUGGGCGGCUCCCCGAGGGGCUGGGCCCCGGCCCCCUUCUCGCCCCCCACCCCGGGGGCCCCGAAGCUGAAGUCUGGGAGGAGACAGAUGUCAACAGGAACAAACUCCGGAUCAACAUCGGCAAAACCCCCUGCGUGGCGGAAGAGGAGCAGAACCGAGGGGUGGGGGUCCCCAGCUCUCCGGUGCGAGCCCCUCCAGACUCACCGACAACCCCCGUGCGGUCUCUGCGCUACCGGAGGGUCAACAGCCCAGAGUCGGAGAGGCUCUCCACUGCGGACGGGCGGGCGGAGCUACACGAGAGGAGGUCACGAAUGGAUCUGCCCGGCUCGCCCUCGCGCCAGGCCUGCUCCUCGCAGCCGGCCCAGAUGCUGUCAGUGGACACGGGCCAGGCCGACCGGCAGGCCAGCGGCCGCAUGGACGUGUCAGCCUCCGUGGAACAGGAGGCCCUGAGCAACGCCUUCCGCUCGGUGCCGCUGGCCGAGGAGGAGGACUUCGACAGCAAGGAGUGGGUCAUCAUUGACAAGGAGACAGAGCUCAAGGACUUCCCACCGGGGGCCGAGCCCAGCACAUCGGGCACCACGGACGAGGAGCCGGAGGAGCUGCGGCCGCUGCCCGAGGAGGGCGAGGAGCGGCGGCGGCCAGGGCCAGAGCCCAGCGCCCGGCCCCGGGGACGCUGCAUGCAGACGCUGGCCGAGGAGGACCUGCGACAGACACCGUGCCAGUUCCCGCCACCCCAGCUGAGCCAGGCCGAUGGGCGGUCAGAGACCUCGCAGCCCCCCACGCCCGGCAGCCCUUCCCACUCACCCUUGCACUCCGGACCCCGCCCUCGACGGAGAGAGUCGGAUCCCACUGGCCCUCAGAGGCAGAGUGGCUCCAGCAGUGAGGGGAGCGAGAGGAGCACCGACCGGAGCCAGGAGGGCGCCCCGUCCACGCUGCUGGCUGAUGACCAGAAGGAGUCCAGGGGCCGGGCCUCCAUGGCUGACGGGGACCUGGAGCCUGAGGAGGGCUCCAAAACGCUGGUGCUCGUCUCCCCUGGUGACAUGAAGAAGUCGCCUGUCACUGCCGACCUGGCCCCUGACCCUGACCUGGGCACCCUGGCUGCCCUCACUCCUCAGAACGAGCGGCCCCAGCCCACCGGCAGCCAGCUGGACGUGUCUGAGCCAGGCACCCUGUCCUCCAUCCUCAAGUCUGAGCCCAAGCCCCCCGGGCCUGGGACGGGGCUGGGGACCGGGGCGGUCACCGCAGGGGCCGGGGGAGUGGCAGUCACCUCCUCACCCUUCACCAAAGUUGAGAGGACCUUCGUACACAUUGCAGAGAAAACCCACCUCAACGUCAUGUCUUCCGGUGGGCAAGCCUCACGGCCGGAGGAGCUCAGCUCUGGGGGCGAGCUGGGCCAGGAGGUGCCCUCUGAGGGGAGGGCUGCAGAGGAGGGGACCUCUGUGCCCCUGGAGAACGGUAUUGCCCAGUCAGGGCUGGAGAGCUGUGCCCUGCCUGGCCCUCCUGGGGACACCCCCAUGGAGGUGGCCAUGGACUCACUGCCCAGUGGAUCACCCCUUGUCGAUGGGCCAGCCCCAGCAUCCCCGCUGGAACCAGACCCCGAGAAACUGGCCACCAUCUCCCCCAGCCACCGUGCCAUGCCAGGCCCUCGCUGCAGGAGCCGCAUCCCUGUGCUGCUGUCGGAGGAGGACACUGGUUCGGAGCCCUCGGGUUCACUGUCGGCCAAAGAGCGGUGGAGCAAGCGGGGGAGACCCCAGCAGGACCUGGCCCGGCUGGUGAUGGAGAAGAGGCAGGGCCGCCUGCUGCUGCGGCUGGCCUCUGGGGCCUCCUCCUCCUCCAGCGAGGAGCAGCGCCGCGCCUCUGAGACGUUCUCGGGCACAGGCUCCGAGGAGGACAUGCCCGCCUCUGAGCCCUCGGUGCCCAGGAAGGCCGGGCGGGCGGCUGCCACCCGGAGCCGGAUUCCCCGCCCCAUCAGCAUCCGCAUGCCCACGCCUGCCCCAGCCCAGCAGUCCCCUGGCAGACCCCAUGGUGCGGCCCCAGCAUCGGACACAGCCAUCACCAGCAGGCUCCAGCUGCAGAAGCCUCCAGGGUCGGCCAUUGCUGCCGACUUCCGUCCCAAACAGCCCCUUGGCCGGGGCCAGGGCCCAGGGCGAGGCCAAGCCAGCACCAGGCCCCCAGCCCCGCGCAGUCCGGGCCUCCCUGCCUCCACCGCGCGCAAUUCCAGCGCGUCCCCCCGCAGCCAGUCCCUGUCCCGCAAAGAGAGCCCCUCACCCUCGCACCAGGCCCGGCCUGGAGGGCCCCCACCCCGAGGCGCUUCACAGGCCCGGGCCGAGCCCGAUGGCACCCCCUCCCUAGGGGGGCCCAAGAAAGGACCCAGAGGGAAACUCCAGACUCAGCGCGCAGCAACCAAAGGCCGGGCAGGUGUCGCGGAGGGCCGGGCCGGGGCCAGAUAA
Myotis lucifugus (little brown bat) is the source of this 3558-nucleotide messenger RNA. RefSeq names its product tau tubulin kinase 1 (gene TTBK1). Gene Ontology annotation, biological process: peptidyl-serine phosphorylation; peptidyl-tyrosine phosphorylation; signal transduction. Gene Ontology annotation, molecular function: protein serine/threonine kinase activity; ATP binding. The transcript has 14 exons. Lineage: Eukaryota; Metazoa; Chordata; Mammalia; Chiroptera; Vespertilionidae. The coding region runs from base 25 to 3558 and encodes 1177 amino acids. The record is from RefSeq and is a predicted model, not a curated record. Gene Ontology annotation, cellular component: cytoplasm; nucleus.